CCUGCCUUAGAACUGCGGAAACACUGGGAAAUAAGUGAAAAUCACUUUAAAUGCCACUGUUUAAUUAAGAAACUGUAUCUACGUGGAUACAUAUAUAUAUAUGUAUAUAUUAAAAAGCUGUUGGUAAGGUGAGAUGCUGGUCAGUUAAAGAGUAAACAGCGUUUCAAGUUGCUAGAGGUACGAGGAAACUCAAUCAUCUUUUAUUUAUGUUGCAUAAACAGAAUAAGUGUACCUGUUCAGAGGCGGGUGUGAGAGGCUGUGCUGUGCCUCAUCGCCGUCCGGUGCGUGCGGACUCGCGGCUGUCACCGGGAUCCCCACGGCUGUGUGUGUGUGCCAGAGGCUCCCAGAAGAGCUCCAAAAACCCAGGCUCAGACUGCUCAGUGACAGGCUAGAGAGCUGGCCUGUGGCCUUCCCCAGAAAUAAGUCAGCUGCGGAAGUAGGUAAUCACAGUGAUCCUUAUCCUGAAUGGCCUUGAUAUUUCUUCUGGGAUAUUAAUAUAGUUCAUUUCCAGGAGAAUUCUUAGUCCCUUGUAGGACUUAGCCAGGUGUGCAGUAAUUGGCUCAGGCUAAAUGGUAUUGUUGGCAUGCCUUGCAGGAAAUUUUGUGUUCACAGGCUAAGUUCAGAGAAACUAUCCAAUGAAAAAAAAAAAGCCCAGAAAUAUGAGUAUUAUCCUUAUUUAGAAUUUUCUGAUAAUUUGCCAUUCAUUUAUUGACUUGUUCUGUUUAAUAUCUCUGGGAGUAAGUAAGUAAUUAGGUAUUUGGGAUGAGUUUGGGUUUGUGUGAUUUCUGACUGAAAUGAUUUCAUUAAGUUAACAAGCUGGUUGGGGCAGUGAGUGUGUUUGUUGUUGUUAGUCUGCUCCUGCAGUGGCAAUGAGGAAACAUUUCCGUUAGUGCUGGGAAAUUGGAGGAUAACUUGGAACUUAAUGAAGUGAAACAGGAUUGCAUUUUGCUCAGUGAUCCUAUUACGCCUGAGUUAGGGCCAUGUUAUUGCUCACCUCAAAUCAUUAACUAUUAUUGCCUUUUCACAUCUGUUUUUUUAGCUAUAUAUAGGUCAUUAUGUGGUUUUGGUUUAUAUUUUUUCAGAUGUAUUAUUUUUGGUUUUUACUUUUCCAUCUUUUGCAGCAGUGUAACAGAAGCUCUGUUUUAAUGGAAAGUUUCUCUGGGCUUAGGGUUUUCCAUGUUAAUCCCUUUAAAAUUCAAUCGUUAACUUCUGCCUUAACCUCAAGCUGGAAAGUGACAAUGAAAGAUAACAUAGCACAGUGUGUAAUUUCAUUUUACAAAGUUUUAUCAGAAUUGAUUCAACUGAUGUGUAAACAGGAGAAACCUCAGGAACUUUCUUUUUUCCUCAGCAUGCACAUGCACUUCAGCUUCAGGCUGUACACUAUUUACCUGACAAGUGUUUUGCUACAGGAUGUCUCCUGACUGAUUGGAUUUGCUGAGUUGGUUCUUGUCUGCAACUGUGAGGAAGGGGACUAGGACACCCCCAGGGAUCCCGUCCACAUCUGUAUUCUCAGGCCAAGGUCCUACAGACAGGGCACAGAGGGGGAAGAUUUUUCAGAUGUUUUGGUGCAAACACAAUUUCUUCCCGAGGGAUAAAUUUGGCAUGUGUUUCCUGAGAGAACCGUGCUUGCGUAAGCAGCCCCCUACCACCCUCUGAGCUGUGCUAGUACAACCAUUUGUGGGGAUGGUGGUGAGUUGCACUGGAGGAACUGCAGUGGAUUCAAAAGCACCUUUUCUUCCUUUUUAUCAAUUACUUUUAACUCUGAAUUGUCUGACCGUGUGGCUGCUGUGUCAGGGCUGAGAAGGUGGCCAGGAAGGAGGGAACGUGUGGCAGGGAGCAGGAGAUGGCCAGUGACCCAUGUGCCGAGCAGCCCCAGCCCACGCCUGGCAUGCUGACUGGAGUCAGCCCUUGCCACUGAGGCCAGGAGGAGGGAGGAAUCACCAUGGCCUCAUCCCAGCGGGCCCGGCACAUUGGCCCUCCUGAUGGAGGCUGGGGAUGGAUGAUCGUUGCUGGCUGCUUCCUUGUCACUAUCUGUACCAGGGCCGUGACAAGGUGCAUCUCCAUAUUUUUUGUGGAGUUCCAGGCAUACUUUGGGCAGGAUUAUGCCAGAACUGCUUGGAUCCACUCCAUUGUCGACUGUGCUACAAUGCUUUGUGCCCCACUUGGGAGUUUAAUCAGUAAUCAUGUCUCCUGCCAAGUUGGUAUCAUGCUAGGAGGGCUGCUUGCAUCUUCUGGACUAAUUCUGAGUUCAUUCGCCACCAGUCUGGAACAUCUCUACUUAUCAUUAGGAGUCCUUACAGGACUUGGGUUUGCACUUUGUUAUUCUCCAGCCAUUGCGAUGGUGGGCAAAUACUUCAACAAAAGAAAAGCACUGGCGUAUGGAAUAGCCAUGUCAGGAAGUGGAAUUGGUACCUUCAUCCUGGCCCCUGUAGUCCAGCUCUUAAUUGAGCAGUUUUCCUGGCGAGGAGCUUUACUCAUCCUGGGAGGUUUUGUUUUAAACCUCUGUGUCUGUGGUGCCUUGAUGCGGCCCAUUUCUCUUAAGGAGGACCGUAAAACUGUUCCUGAGUUUCUUGAACAGGAUCACGUCUCUGAAACAGAGAAACAAGACUUAAAGCAAAUGUCCGUCUGUUCACCUUUAAUCAAAGUGUGGUCUCGUGAAUGUUUAUGCUACUGUUCAUGGAAGGAAUAUGACUUUUUACUGAUGCCAGGCUUCAUGGUGCUGGCAGUGUCAGUUUUAUUUAUGGCAUAUGGCUGUAGCCCCCUUUUUGUCUACCUAGUGCCUUAUGCUUUGAGUGUUGGAGUGAGUCAUCACCAGGCUGCCUUCCUCAUGUCCAUACUUGGUGUCAUAGACAUCAUUGGUAAUAUCACCUUUGGAUGGCUAACAGACAGAAGGUGUCUGAAGAAGCAUCGGUACUUUUGCUACCUCUUUGCUGUGGGAAUGGAUGGCCUUUGUUGCCUUUUCCUGCCAGUCCUCCAAAACUUCCCCUUGCUUGUGCCUUUCUCAUUUACCUUUGGCUACUUUGAUGGAGCCUAUGUAACACUGAUCCCUGUCAUGACAGCAGAUGUAGUGGGAACUUCCUCGUUAUCAUCAGCACUGGGCGUUGUGUAUUUCCUGCAUGCCAUACCAUAUCUAGUGAGCCCACCUGUGGCAGGUUGGCUGGUAGACACAACUGGCAGCUAUACUGCAUCAUUCCUCCUGUGUGGAUUUUCUAUGAUAUUUAGUUCAACACUAUUGUGCUUUGCAAGACUGGCAAAGAAAAUCAAAAGAACGUGUUUGCGGUCACUCACUAGUGAUACAGGCAUGAAACAGCACAUGUGGACAAAUGGAGCAAUAGCUUAUUCUGUCACAGCAGAAUUAGACCAAAAGGAUGUUGAAUUUUUGGCUGUGGACACAAACAGAUGCAGCAACAGGUGACAAGUGCCAUCAAGAUUCAGUACGACACAGCCAAGACUGAGACAGAGGUGGCUCCGUAGUGUUAACGCUGCUUAGGAUACUACUCCUGUGAAACAAGGCAUCUUUCAAUUAGAUUUUUCUGUCAUGCUUUAGUUGACUAAAAUCUGCAU
Empidonax traillii (willow flycatcher) is the source of this 3564-nucleotide messenger RNA. RefSeq names its product solute carrier family 16 member 12 (gene SLC16A12). Bases 1943 to 3415 code for a protein of 490 amino acids. Gene Ontology annotation, biological process: monocarboxylic acid transport; transmembrane transport. The transcript is spliced from 7 exons. Gene Ontology annotation, molecular function: monocarboxylic acid transmembrane transporter activity. The record is from RefSeq and is a predicted model, not a curated record. Lineage: Eukaryota; Metazoa; Chordata; Aves; Passeriformes; Tyrannidae.